Messenger RNA from Cricetulus griseus (Chinese hamster), 2493 nucleotides. The record is from RefSeq and is a predicted model, not a curated record. Lineage: Eukaryota; Metazoa; Chordata; Mammalia; Rodentia; Cricetidae.
AAAUAGGAAGGUCGUUGAUUACUCACAGUUUCAGGAAUCAGAUGAUGCAGAUGAAGAUUAUGGAAGAGAUUCAGGCCCUCCUGCUAAGAAAAUUCGGUCAUCUCCUCGAGAAGCUAAAAAUAAGAGGCGAUCUGGAAAGAAUUCACAAGAAGACAGUGAAGACUCAGAAGAAAAAGAUGUAAAGACUAAGAAGGAUGAUUCUCACUCAGCAGAUGACAGUGAAGACGAAAAAGAUGAUCAUAAAAAUGUACGCCAGCAACGACAGGCAGCAUCUAAAGCAGCUUCUAAACAGAGAGAGAUGCUCUUGGAAGAUGUCGGCAGUGAGGAAGAGCCAGAAGAAGAUGAUGAAGCACCAUUCCAAGAGAAAGAUUCUGGCAGCGAUGAAGAUUUCCUAAUGGAAGACGAUGAUGAUAGUGAUUAUGGCAGUUCAAAAAAGAGAAACAAAAAGAUUGUUAAGAAGUCCAAACCUGAGAGAAAAGAAAAGAAAAUGCCCAAACCCAGACUAAAGGCUACAGUGACGCCAAGUCCAGUGAAAGGCAAAGGAAAAGUGGGUCGUCCUACAGCUUCAAAGGCAUCAAAGGAAAAAACUCCUUCUCCCAAAGAAGAGGAUGAGGAAGCAGAAAGUCCUCCAGAAAAGAAGACCUCUGCAAGCUCCCCACUCGAGAAGUCUGGAGAUGAAGGGUCUGAAGAUGAAGCCCCAUCUGGGGAAGAUUAAAAGUGAUGUUUGGGGAGAGAUUUUAUUAAAAAAAAAAAAAUCAAAAAGGAAACCUAUGUAGGACACGGUUUGGGCUGUGGCUUGACUCAUGGGCUUUCAGUGCUAUUUCAUUUGUCUAAAAUAAUGUUUCUAUCUCUAUCUCUCACUCUCAAAACCAUUGUAUGUUGAUAGUUUUAAGUUGCCAUUUUGUCUAAUGGUCUUAUUUCUUUGCCAACCCCUCCUUCCGCCUCUCCUGUUGAAAGCCAUGUCAAUUAAUCACUGGGUUGACUGCUUCGUCUUUGUAUUUUUAAUGGAAGUUAGGAAUCCUACGGCUGUAAAGCAAUAAGAUUUGAGAUGGAUUCUAUGGAAACUUUGCUUUUGCUAAAGAAUAGCAACUUGAACAGUAAUCAAAAAACUAGAAAGGUUUUAGUUAAAAAUUACUCUUCUUUUCCUGUACGUUUGACAGACCAGUUGUCAUUUAACAUGAGCUUAUAUGUCUAAAUCGUAAAUGUCAAAAAGAAUCAUGACUCUAAACUUAACACUGAUGAGGCAGUUGGGAGGUGAACAUGAAUUCUGGGUUGUUAACCCAGCACUCACAUUAUCCCCCCCGAUGUGGAGGAAAUGGGCUUCCUGGAACUUGUCUGGAAAUGUGGGCUUUCUUAUUUUAUACUUGUUAUUCUCAAAGAGACUCAGAGCCAGUGGUCCUUUUGUCUCAGUAAGUUUUUCUAAAAAAUGGGCCACCAGGACCCAGAAUCAUUUUUAAUUUCUUAUUUCAUUCAUGCUUUCAUUGAUUCCUGUUUUUAAAUAUAUUUAUAUAUAUAUCCUGAUUUUUUGGAUAGUUUUACCAAUGAUCAAAAAACUAAAAAGAGAUUCCCUAGAAUUUUGAUGACAAGAUAAGUGUAUGCCUCACAGUGCAUUUCUUUACAGACUGAUGAUGUUAAAAGUUUUAAGCAAAUAAAGUUUGAGUUAAUGUGAAGCUCAUAUACAAAGGAUUGGAAUUUAUCCUUUAUAAAUACAUAUAAUUGAAGUUCCUUUAUGCUAUAAUUGUGUUUCAAUGGCCCAUGAACCAUCUCAGUUUUAUUUGGGGGUAGAAAUGAUUUCCCUUUGAUACUUAACACUUCGUACUAGCAUACCACGGUACACAUCCCACAAGUUCGUCCUGCUACUACAGAGUCUCGUAAUUCUACCAUGGAAUACCAUUUUCAUUUACUGACAGCAUGGGAGUAUGUUAAAUGCUGUUUCCAUACUGUGGGGUUGUUUUGCUUCUUAGUUGUUAUGACACCCUUCUUUCUGUUUAUGUUUCUUAAAGCAAGAGCCUGAGCCUCAACAGGAUGAGUGAACUGUAUUUUAGGGUGCCUAUGUGCCAUUGAUAACAGUCUAGACACCUUAGCAGAGCAUCAGGACAUAGAGCUAUAGGUUUGAUUCUUCAUAUUCAGAUCCCAUGCUCCAAUAGAAGCAAAGUUUAGGGGUCCUAUUAUGCUACUAAAUUAAGAUUUAGUGGAAUUAAAUUUCUGUAUAUUUUCUGCACUUAAGCUAAAUUUGUUCCCUCAGUAUUCUGCUUUUGUGUUUUUUAAGUGACAUGUUUGUCUCAGACAAUGUCAUUUUCUUAUAGGUAUUCAUAGGACAAAGGGUUAUUUAAGAAAUAUUUUUACUUGUGGUUUUUAAGACACUUUAAAGAACACUCUUAGAUCUGCUUUAAAAUAAAAUAAAGUAAAUAAAACACCUAGUGGCAGAAAGUCAUUUCAACCCUGCACUGUUAAUAAAUGAGUAUUAAAUAUGGCCAAAAAUAGAAACUUGAA